Molecule: messenger RNA, 1704 nt
Organism: Labrus bergylta (ballan wrasse)
Lineage: Eukaryota; Metazoa; Chordata; Actinopteri; Labriformes; Labridae
Gene: gtf2e2
Product: general transcription factor IIE, polypeptide 2, beta
Biological process (GO): transcription initiation at RNA polymerase II promoter
Cellular component (GO): transcription factor TFIIE complex
Molecular function (GO): TFIIH-class transcription factor complex binding
Source: RefSeq, a predicted model, not a curated record
CUGUCGAUGUCAGACGAAUCGAACAAGAACAGGAAAUGCAGCAUGAGAGAAAAAGAGAGAUGUGUUGUGUUUGAAGUUAGGUGGCUAACGUGAACUUAAAUUGUCUUUUAAAAAAAAGGAAAAAAAAAAAAGAACAAUUUAAUAUGUUGUCUUGCUGAAGGAAGCGUUUACUUCCUGUUAUAUAUCAUCCGGAAGACUAAACCCGCCUCUGAACAAACAGUCAGACAGGAUGGAUCCAGCUCUACUCAGGGAGCGGGAGCUGUUCAAGAAGAGAGCUCUGUCCACUCCAGCAGUAGAGAAGAGACAGGCUCCUUCAGACUCACACAAGAGGAAGAAGCCCAAACUUGACAAGGAGAGCUCCUCAGGGUCCAAACAGGAGUCCAGUAAUGGAAACAUCAACAUCAAGACGAGCUCUGGGUACAAGUUUGGCUGCCUUGCAAAGAUAGUCAACUACAUGAAGACGAGGCAUCAAAAUGGUGACACACAUUUCCUGACCCUGGAUGAGAUUCUGGAUGAGACCAAACUUCUUGACAUCAGCAUGAAGCAGAAACAGUGGCUCAUGACAGAGGCCUUGGUCAGCAACCCCAAAAUCGAGGUCCGGGAUGCGACGUAUGGCUUCAAGCCGAAGUACAACCUGAAGGACAAGAAAGCCUUACUGAGGCUGCUGGACAAACACGACCAGCUGGGCCUGGGAGGAGUGCUGCUGGACGACGUGGAGGAGGGACUGCCCAACUCAGCCAAGGCCAUAAAGGCUCUGGGAGAUCAGAUCAUCUUUGUGACAAGACCAGAUAAGAAGAAGAUCCUCUUCUACAAUGACAAGCACUGCCAGUUUGUCGUCGACGAAGAAUUCCAGAAACUGUGGAGGAGCGUUCCGAUCGAUUCCAUGGACGAGGAGAAGAUCGAGGAGUACCUGAAGAGACAAGGCAUCUCCUCUAUGCAGGAGACGGGACCAAAGAAAGUGUUACCAGUCCAUAAGAGGAAGAAGCAAGGUGGGCAGAGGAAGAGGCACUUCAAGACCCACAACAACCAUCUGGCAGGGGUCCUGGAGGACUAUUCAGAGGGUGUUCCUGUGAAGAAAUGAAAGUCUCUCCCCCCUCACUGCGUUACGACGUAAAGGGAGAGAUGUCGAGUCUGUAAAUCAGAAAAAGGUUCUCAAAAGGACACACUGCGACACGAGUGUUUAUGUCAAACCAACUAGCUUCUUCUCCUUUCUUUGAGCUCCUCUCAGUGAUCAGUGUAUUACAUGGAGUGAACUGUGUUGUGGAAUCCUUUUUUAUUUUUCUUUCAUUUAUUGAUCAGUGAUAACUGAAGGACACGGGAGCAGGAACCUUUUAAAGACACUAAAUAGCCUUACAACAAGCAUCCUGAAGGGGGGGCACUGCGACUUUAAGUAAAAAAAAAAAAGUGUGUAAAUACUUUUGUCAUUUUGUUCAGUAUUUUGCAAACAGGUGUGUGAGGAAGUGUAACGGCUGCCUUCAGGAGCUGCAGGCGACAGGAUUGUGUUGUUCAGUGCAUCACAUGUGGGGUCACUUCAUCCAGCAGGAAACAACGUGGACUUUUUACUACGAGUGGAAUGAAAACAAUGUGAUUCCUCUGACUUGUAGCAACAUUGCAGAGUUGUUGAAAAUGCGAAAAAAAAAAAAAAAAACUUUUUUGAACUUAUUUUAAUAAAUGACAGUUACAGGAUGCUGCCUCAUUGAUUUA